Messenger RNA from Chlamydomonas reinhardtii, 1932 nucleotides. RefSeq lists its product as uncharacterized. Bases 148 to 1761 code for a protein of 537 amino acids. The record is from RefSeq and is a predicted model, not a curated record. Lineage: Eukaryota; Viridiplantae; Chlorophyta; Chlorophyceae; Chlamydomonadales; Chlamydomonadaceae. The transcript has 7 exons.
ACUUUGGGGCCGAGAAGCCACGAAGUCCUGAUACUUGACAUACUGAACUCAGUUGGGCCUCCUGGAGGCAAUAAAGUCGUAUUUCAAUCCCUGCGCGAUCUCAUCGGUCUCGGAGGGCUCGGCGGAAAUGUCAUUGACUGGGCGCAAAUGCCGCCAGCUUGCGACCCCGUUUUCAUCUUGGACAACCCUGCAAACAACACAAGGAGGAGGGGAAACCUGGAGCAACAGCUCGGGGCAAUGGUGCUGGGGCGCCCUGGGGAAGCGGCUGCUGCUCCAGCACUUGCAAGUGGCAGCGGCGGCAACGGCGAGCAGCAGCCCGUGCCAGGGUCAGCUACACGGAGCGCGGCGCCUUCCCAAUGGGCGGUCGGCGCCGGCAGCAGAGUCAGCCGCGGCACUAUCAAGCGCUGGCAGGUGGAGAGCUUUGCGGCAGUGCUGCGACACCUGCUUGGUGGCAGUGCGCACACCCAUGGCAGCGGCCCACACCAUACACCUGCCGCUACUACCGCUGCUGCUGGCGGCGCCUCGCGCCCGCUCCGCGUUGUGGACUUCGGCUGCGGCACGGGCACGUUGAUGCUGCCGCUUGCGGUGCUGUUCCCGCACUGCCACUUCACAGGCGUGGAGAUGAAACCGGCUGCGGUGGCGCUUUUGCAGGAGCGGGCGCGCGCCGCCGGGCUCACCAACGUGUCGGCGGUGCGCGGCAUGAUUGAGACAUACACGCAGCAGCACUUCGAUGUGUGCCUUGCGCUGCACGCGUGCGGCAAUGCCACGGACGCGGCCCUGCUGCUGGCGGCGGCGCGGCGGGCGGCCUACGUGGUGUCUCCGUGCUGCGUGGGCAAGCUCAAGUUCUCACUGGCUGGCGGCAGCAGCUUCAGUGCCUCCGCCUUCGCCUACACACCCCGCAUGCCCGGGGACAGGCCACACAGCCGCACACCUGCAGCACCUGCACCAGCAUCAGCACCAGGGGCAGCAGCCGACACGUCCGCAGGGUGUAGCAAUGGUGCGCCUGGCUCCACUGUGGACGGCAGCGCUGGCGCUGGGUCCGCGGCGGCAGUGGGCUCGCAAGCUGCUGCUGGGGUGACCGGGUCCUCGACCUCGGCCCCCGCAGCGGGGCGAUGUGCGGCAGGACAAGGAACACCGGGAACAGUGGAACCGACGCCGCCAGCAGCCCCAGAUGCUGCUGCAGGCGGCUCCCGGCACGCCCAGUCGUGGCCCGAGCCGGGGCCUGGGCCAGGGGUGGAAACAGGGCCGGCAGGGCCAGGGCCGGCGGGGCCGGGGCCAGCGGGGCCGGGGCCUGGCUUCACAGCCGCGGCCGCGGCCGCAGCAGUGGCUCUGGGCGAGCUGCGGCACCCGCGCUCCAGCUGGCUGCGGGCGCAGCUGCCGGAGCCGGAGGCGCACUUCCGCAUCCUGGCCAAGGUGGCAGACCAGAACCACUCGGGAGGCGCUGGCAGUGGUGAUGGUGGUGGAGCCCGCGGGACGGCGCCAGCGCCGACAGCAGACCCGGCGUCAGCUGGAAGCACUGUGUCACUGGCAGCUAUGGCGGCGGCCGCAUGUAAGGCGCACGUGGAGCUUGACCGCAACAUGGCGGCGUGUGAGGACGGCUACUGCACGGGUCUGUUCAAGGUGCUACACGAUGACGCCAUGGCCAAAAGUGACCUGCUUGUGGGAGUGCCGGCGGAGCGGGGGGAGUGGGCGGGGCUGGCGCAACUGCUGGCGUGCAAGCCGCGGGUGGCAGCACACGCGGCCAAGGAUGUCCCGGCGUGAGUACCGUCGGUGGUUUGCUGAGCUGGUGACCUGGGCUGUGGAGUGCAGGAGUGUAGGGUAAUUCGGGAGCUUGAGGAACUUCAGAAUGCGUUGGCACCGGGGGUGUCCCCACUGACUGGUGGGGUGUCCCUGCGAGGGUGUGCCCGAUGAAGGGCUCGUCAAUGCCUGGUC